AAAGCACUUAUGUUAUUCUCGUAAGCAAUGAAUUGGGUUGAGAGAGAUCUCCCCGUAAUUUAGAAACGGCAAAGGGAGCCUUGUGGUGUUGUUAUGUAAGGCUUUUAGCGGUUUUUACCAAGUUACAACAUUAAGAAGAUGCAGUCCACACUUUUUUUCGCCACGGGCUAUACUUUACAACUGUGGUAGCUACAGCGGUAUUUAUAUCAUUUAUAAUAAUAGUAGUUAUGAUAUUGAUGGUAGUAGUAACAAUUAUUAACAAUAAUUAUAUCUUCUAAGAUCUUGUCAAAUGUUUUACAUUUAGUUCCAUCAGCUAAAGUAUAAAUAAUUAGCUUUAUAUAAGUCCGACAAAAACGGACUAAUUGAUAACUCAAUCUCACCCAACCAAACUCCGUUUUUUGGGCGGCUAUUUUAUUUUGUCGACAUGUCUUCGCAUCAUCUUCAGAUAUAAUAAGUAAUGGAUGUGUUCAUAUCAGCAACAAAUUUAAUAAUUGUAGUAGUAACACUUAUCAGUAAUACUAUUAAGAAGCAAUUGUUAACUUUGGUGAUAAUGUUUCUGUACAAUGUUGCGCAUCGCGCUCGUCAUUUGUUUGUGAGGUUUGUUUAUGUUGUGAGCGGGAACUUGGGAAGGGGAAACGAAACGAUGUAGCUUAGGCUCUUGUCAGGUUGGGACUGAGGUAAAUAAACACCGUUUUUAUGUCUGCCUUUGAUUUACCCUGCCACACUGGUCUACACGAUCAACAUAUUGGUAGCAGAGCGUGGCAGGAAAGAGGGGAUUGACAAGUACUAGUUUAGAAGAUAGGCUAAGACAUCGUAAACAUGAAUAGUGUCGGCGAAUGUGGCGGUAGGCUGGUAUUGCCAGUUUUCGGUGCUGAUAACCGCUGGAAACAAGAGCUAAAAGCAUGGCAGCUUGUCACAAGCAUCGAGAAAAAGAAACAGGCUGUGGUUGUUUCCCUGUCAUUCCCAGAAGGAAGCGAGGUAAGGAGCAAGAUUUUCGAGGAAGUGGAUAUUGAGGUUUGACAGCUACAAAAAGGAGAAGGAACAUACAAUGGAGAAGUACAUUUUGGAAUUACAAACUGCCUCUACCUAUUUUCACCAUGCAUAAAGACCAUCUUACAAACAAGGAAAAGUCCACAGGAUUACCUGCCUGGGACUUCAAACAGAAGGGCAGUCAUCAGGGCCCUUACAGAUGAUCUAGUAAAGAAGCAUAUUGUGUAAGUACCUCAUUCUUUAUCUAUUUCAUUGCUUUUAUACCUUAGAUGCCCCUGGUAUAUUAUGUUAUCCCUUGCUCAUAUAUUGUCUGCAACAAUAUUAAUUAAAUUUCAGUGUAUUAUUAAACAUUAUAGUUUUGUAAUCUCUCUGCUUAUAAAUGCAAAAUAAUAUAAAGUAUGUAUAUAUUACACAGCCUUCAAUAUUGAGCAGGGCAAUAUUUGAUUUUCUGUGACUUGUUUCCUGUUCACAACAUAACAGAGUCGGGUUUCUAUUCAGGACACUGUCAAAGCAAGGAUACACCAACCUAGUGAAUGCCCUGUUCAGUGAAUAUCCACACAUUGGAGACCCUAAAUGUUGGAGGAUGUCCCUUCGUACCAAGAUGAAAAAUAUUCGAAUGCCAUUAGAAUUGAAUAAUGUGCAAUUUCUUAAAAAAAAAAAAAAAUUUGGUUGCCUAGGGACAGGAGGUCGUAAGAGGGUUGCAGAAACAGUGGAUGAAGAAAGGGAGGCCUGUAAGAAAAGACAGAAACUUAAGAUUGAUUUAGAUGGACCUGGGGAUGAUGAAGUGACUACACUCAGCCACAUAGAUAUUUUAAUGGCUGAUAUAAGAGGAUCACCUGAUCUUGCUAUGAUUGCAAGAAAAAUGGAGAGGACUUGUGCCUUCAGAUGGAAGAAGAUCAACGAUCCAAAUUUGUCUGUGGAAGACAUCCUCUUAGAUUUUCCAGCUCUAAGGAAAAGAAAUUUUAUUUCUGCGCACGGUUUGCUUUGCAGCUUCUGCCGUCACUUUAAAGAGAAUGAAGAAUAUCUUCUAGUUCAUUCACAUGAGGACAUAAACCUCCAGCUCCAGUCCUCACCUUUCAAGGAGGAGAAUACCAGCUUCACAUUAAUGGCAGCUCUGUCUUUUCUAGGAAAAACUCCAAGUUUACAAAUGCUUUAGAGUCGUUGUUUACUAAUUCUUAUUUUGUAUUUUCAUUGGAAUAUCCAAAACCAAUUGAAAAAACUUUGUUAUUCUUGGAAUCAUAUAUUUCAACAUAACUGCAAAUUACCUUCUUCUGUUUGUACAUGGGAAAAAAAAUUGGCAUGGCAUAAUAAUGAGUCUAUAUGUAGUUGCUCUUCCUUAUGUUAUGAAUUUAAAAUAGAUGAUAAUAUGCAUAUUAUACUGACAUUGUUUUUUGUAAAUGAAAACUACUGAAAUGGCAAUUUGUCUGUCCAUCCGCACUUUUCCUGUCUGCCCUCAGAUCUGGAAAACUACUGAGGCUAGGGGGCUGCAAAUUGAUAUGCUGAUCAUACAGCCUCCAGUCAUCAAAUAUACUAAAUUGCAGUCCUCUAGCCUCAGUAUAUAUUAUAACUGCGAAUGUUUAAUCAAGUGACUUUUGGCAACAUUAUAAUUGUCAAGUACUGCAUCUGUAGCAUACCGAAC
Molecule: messenger RNA, 2629 nt
Organism: Macrobrachium nipponense
Lineage: Eukaryota; Metazoa; Arthropoda; Malacostraca; Decapoda; Palaemonidae
Exons: 6
Coding region: 1574-2146 (190 amino acids)
Source: RefSeq, a predicted model, not a curated record